AUGAACAUCAUCACUGUGGUCCAGCUCCUCAACAGCGAGUGCGAAAUCCAUCACAGUCAGAGAACGCUUCACACUCGCAUUUUCAAGGGCCCCGGGCUGGAGGGGCAGUUUCAGGUCCCGUACGUCUCGAGCCUGCAUCUGAGCCUGCCCCUUCUCAAAGACAAGCUCUCCGUGGCCUUUAAAACACGCCUCGGAGGGGGGGCUCUUUGCCCAGCAGAGAGAGCGGUUCUCGAAACCGCGCUCGCCGAUCUGCACGGCGAUCUGCCGCGGCGUCCGGCGAUGGCAAGCCACGGUGGAGAGAAGCCGCCCAAGUGGGCGCAAGUGCGCGACUUGCUCUUCCGAUGA
Messenger RNA from Colletotrichum graminicola M1.001, 345 nucleotides. RefSeq lists its product as uncharacterized. The coding region runs from base 1 to 345 and encodes 114 amino acids. The transcript has a single exon. The record is from RefSeq and is a predicted model, not a curated record. NCBI's taxonomy places the organism in Eukaryota, Fungi, Ascomycota, Sordariomycetes, Glomerellales, Glomerellaceae.